AGUGUGUGAGCGGCCCGAGCCGGGCGCCCGGAUGGGUUUUGCUGCUGCACCAGGCCGGGCCCGUGGCCGCCAUAUUAGCGCCGCCGCCACCGCCGCUUUUCCGUGGUGCCGGGAUUCGGUUCAUUUUCUCGGGGAAGGACAGGCGGCGAAAUCCCGCCGGGGUGGCGAUCCGCGGUGCGGCUGCUCGGCCAGGAUCCCGUUCAGAAGGCGCUGGAACUGGAUUUCAUGUCGAGAUGUACAAAUUGUGCCAUGGCCUGAAGGGUAACCAAUGUAACACCUCUGCUCAGGAAAAGAGAGCAGGAUAAACCAGAUGAGCAACAACAGUAAUAAGCGAGCUCCAACAACAGCAACACAGAGACUGAAACAGGACUAUCUUCGAAUAAAGAAAGACCCAGUGCCUUAUAUCUGUGCUGAACCUCUCCCAUCUAAUAUUCUUGAAUGGCAUUACGUGGUACGAGGCCCUGAGAAAACACCUUAUGAGGGCGGUCUUUAUCAUGGGAAGUUAGUUUUCCCCAGAGAAUUUCCUUUCAAGCCCCCUAGUAUUUAUAUGAUCACACCAAAUGGAAGAUUCAAAUGCAAUACAAGGUUAUGUCUUUCAAUCACUGAUUUUCAUCCAGAUACCUGGAACCCUGCCUGGUCUGUCUCUACAAUCCUGACUGGUCUUCUUAGCUUCAUGGUAGAAAAAGGGCCUACAUUGGGUAGUAUUGAAACUUCUGAAUAUACAAAAAGGCAACUUGCUGCCCAAAGCAGUGCUUUUAAUCUAAAGGAUAAAGUGUUCUGUGAACUCUUCCCAGAUUUAGUAGGGGAAAUAAAGGAAAAGCAACGAGCACAAGAAGAACUAAGUAAUAGGGCUCAGGCCUUGCCUCUACCAGAUGUUAUCCCUGAUGGUGAAGUGCACCAAAAUGGUAUGCCGCUUCUUAAUGGCCAUGCAGUGCUACCGGCUGCCAACCACCAAGGCCUUCAGCAGGCCAACCGAAACCACGGACUCCUAGGGGGAGCUUUAGCAAACUUAUUUGUCAUUGUUGGUUUUGCAGCCUUUGCUUACACAGUGAAGUAUGUGUUACGAAGCAUAGCACAAGAAUAAAGCUGCUGAAGAGACCAAAUCACUGCAACCUUGCAAACAAAUUGGACUCCUUUUGGGGAAACGUUGCAGAAAGGCAAGAUUAAGACUGUUCGCUGGAGUGAUGUAAUUAAAAUUACAUUUGUAUAUGUACAAAAGUGACCAAUUAGAGCCUAUGGUUUUGUUUCAGAGAUGUACAGAUCAACGGAGCUAACAAAUAGUUCAAGAAUGCAAGGGUUCGGAUUUACUGUACUGGUCAAGCAUAUUUUACAGUGGAUGACCAAUAUUCUGCCUCUUAAUUAUGGUGAAUCUGAAACUUGUGCUAUUUGUAAAAGGGGUGUGUUUUGCAGCAGCAUUUUCAGAUUUUAAUUGUUUACUUCACAAUGAUUAAAAAUCUAUGCCCCCAACAUAAAUGACUUUUUAAUGUAUUUAUAUUACUGUUGUCCUUGGAAUAUAUUGGAAGCAUUUCUGAAAUAAAAACAAAAUGCAGAAAUUAAAUGCUAAGCAGAAUAAAACUGAGCAUGGACUUAAAAAGUGGAAGUUUGGCAAAAUUCAAAAGGCAAGGGAACGAUAUUGGUCAUCCAGUGUAAUGUAAGUGACCGCCAGAGAAAUCAAGACCUUGUGCACAUUCCAACAAACUGAUUACAGGCUUUUCCUCAUUAGGUUUAUGGGUAACUCUUUGGCAAAACAGUUACAGAAACCAUAAUUUAUAAAUGAAAUUUGUUUUGUAAUUGUUCUCCAUGAAGAAAAGAUGCUCAAUGCCCCAUUUGUAUCGUUGGAAACAGUGCUUUAAUGGACAAUAAUUUGCUGCUUAACCAGUUAUUUCUGGACAAUGUUAAGUUUGCCUUUCCUUUUACGCAAUAUCUAGAAUUUUGCAAUACGUUUUCCAAAAAAAAACCUGUGUAAAAAAUUUGAUAGACAUGGCAAUGCACACAAUUGUAAAUUGGUGAUUUAAGAAGCUCUUUGCAAUUCCUCAUCCUAAUUUUAUGGGUGGCAUUACACGUUUAAAAUAGGGUAUUUGGAAUUCUGUUAAAUGUCCUUUCUAACAAGCAAUAGAAGUUAGAUUACAUUUUCACUUGACUGAAGACACUGUCAUUUUGCUAAAUUUAAGUACCUGUCUGGAUGUAGUUAUACAUGUCCCACUCGGCUGUUCAUCUGAAAUGAACGUGUUGUGUGUAAUAGCAAUGACUGGUUUGUAAAUUGACUAUCAAUAAAAUUUACAGGAUAUAGUAA
This is a messenger RNA of Chiloscyllium plagiosum (whitespotted bambooshark), 2293 nucleotides long. RefSeq names its product ubiquitin-conjugating enzyme E2, J2 (UBC6 homolog, yeast) (gene ube2j2). The record is from RefSeq and is a predicted model, not a curated record. NCBI's taxonomy places the organism in Eukaryota, Metazoa, Chordata, Chondrichthyes, Orectolobiformes, Hemiscylliidae.